AUGAUGCUUGCCCAAACUCUAGCUGUAUGGCUUCUUUCCGCCCAAGCCAUCUUCGCCGCCUACAUUCAGAUCAAGCCGUGUCCCGACGCCGACUCUCUACUGGAUCAUGACCUUUCAGCUAGGGCGUCGCUUGUCCCCAAGACCGACGACAACGGGAGAAGGCGCCUUGAGCUGGAGUUUGCAGGAGGAUACAAUGAGACUAGGUGUAGAAUUGUCCAACAAAUGAACGUUUCGUCAUCGGUUUCCAUCACCUCGCUCAGCGCAACCUCGAGCUUCCAAGGCCUCACCGAGUCCGUGCAAUGCACCAAGUUCAUCCGCGAGGGCAAGCCUUUCUUUUACCCUUCUCUCAAGUUCGCCUACGACGUUCCUACUUAUCCGCUCAGCACCUACUUUCUCACGGCACACCUGCGCGGCAAUGGCCAGCAAAUCGCCUGCUUCAACGCAUAUUUAACUCCAGACUUGGGGCCAAUCGCCUCGCCGAUCCUUACUUGGGUUCCCGCUGCCAUCCUCAUGCUGAUAGUUCUGUCGAGUCUCUGGUGGGAGAUGUACAAUCUCUCCCAUGAAGAGAACACGGGCGACGAACCCGACCAGAUUGGCCCUUUGUUCCGCGAACCUGGCCGGCAGCACAUCGUCCGGGUGGCCAACUGCAUCUCCUACCUUCAGUUCAUCUUCUUCUCCGGAGCGCUUAGCCUCAGCUUCCCCGGCUUUUUCCAACCCAUUGUUAGUCGCACCAGCUGGUCUACUCUGAUGCUUCGGGUGGGGGUCGUGGAUAGAACCCCGUGGUACUUCGGGGUCAGUGACGGGCUGUACGCCAUCAACGGCACGUUUGGCGGAACACCUGGGCUGGAACUGAUGACGCAGGUCAUGGGCGGGACUCUCACGCUGAAUGCAUGGUUCAACACCAUGGCCCUGGCAGCCAUGAUCCUGUUCCUCAUUGCAAGCAUGGUGUUUCUCGGACAGAAACUGGAGUGGGCUCGCAACUUGUUCCAAGCGAGGAGGUCGCUCAUUUUCCGGGAUGACGUUGAUCCUGGUGUCAAGGGCAUGCUCUGGGCAACGCUGCGACUGUUUUGCAGCUAUCUGCUUCUUCCGCUCGUGGCAUGGUCAACCUAUCAGCUGACCCAUAGCGGGGCGGUGCCGGUAUUCGUCGUCGUUGCUGCCUGCAGCGUCGUUUGCAUCCUUGUUGCUCUCAUCUGGUGGGCCAUCUGGCAGAGCAGCCCGCGCGCCAUGGGCUAUUUUCUCGUCGACACUGUAAAAAGCCACCAAAGCUUGAAUCGCUUAUCCAGGAUCCAGGGGACUUAUGCCGUCACCAUCUUUGUGCUGCUGUUUGUACGAGGGGCAGUGAUUGGGGGUCUGCAAAGCGCCGGCAUGGUGCAGCUCCUGAGCCUCUUGGCCACCGAGGCUGUGCAGAUUGCUCUCUAUGCUUACUCCUAUCACGAGAGCCCGUUCAAGUCAUGGUCGGGCAUCAUGCCGGCCGUCCGGCUGGUCGUCUUGAGUCUGCAGGUGGCUUUCCUCCCGGGAGCGGCGGGAUUCGUGGCCAAGAGCGUUUUGGGUUACGCGAUUUUGGUUUUCCACGCGCUUGUUCUCUUGCUUUGUUUCGUGUCUCCUGCAGUAUACGACAUUUAUUGCCUCGUCGCCCCGAGCUCGAUGAGGACUGGUCGUCAUAAAUGGGGUCGAGGAGACGGGCGGGCCCCAGUAUACAACCUGCGACAAAUCAUGCGUCGGCCCACCAGCUUUCGCAACUUCACCGCCCGUGGACUUGCCCCUCUGGACACAGCGUACAGCAGCCACCAGCAACAACGUGGCCAGGCCCCGGCGACGCGGGACUCGAGCUCCCUGCCGUCCCCGACCGAUGCCGAAAGGUCACCCUACUUCCGCAGCCCAAGAUCCAGAUCCACGGAGCUUCGAAACUGGGCCCAAUCGCCUGCUUCCGCUCAUCCUUCGGCUUCCACCGAGACCCGCUCAGACGUGGGCUCGGAGCCACCCAACGCGGCAAGUCCAGACGCGGGGCCGGAACCUCCCAAGGGGGCAGGUCGGGGCGCGAGCUCGGAGCCAUCCGGGCCAGCAAGCCACGAGGCGCAGGGAAGCGACCUGUCGUGCCUCCCGUUGGACCCGGACCCCAGCGUCGACUACUCGUUUCGGGAGGCGGACCUCUACUACGUGCAGCCAAAGACCAAGAUGUUUGGCGAAGACAAGACGCCGCAGGGCAAUCUGGUCAAGUUGAAGCUGCAGAAACUAGGUUCUCUUCGGCGUAAGCUGGCUGCAGAGAAGGGCAGGCGAUCGAGUGGCGGUGAAGAAGAGACGUAA
Molecule: messenger RNA, 2304 nt
Organism: Ustilaginoidea virens
Lineage: Eukaryota; Fungi; Ascomycota; Sordariomycetes; Hypocreales; Clavicipitaceae
Exons: 2
Coding region: 1-2304 (767 amino acids)
Biological process (GO): transmembrane transport
Source: RefSeq, a predicted model, not a curated record